AUGAAAAUUCUGCCUACAGAAUUAAAAUCGGCGCUAAAAUCUGUUAAAAAUUCCAGUCCAGGACCCGACAACAUUCCAAAUAUUUUUAUACAACAACUACCAAAAGCAGGAAUAAAUUAUUUAUUAGAUAUCUACAACUGCAUAUGGCUGAAUGGUGUCUUCCCUACCAAGUGGCAAGAAGCAAUAGUAGUGCCCAUUCUAAAACCUGGAAAAAACAAGCUUCGAAUCGACAGCUACAGACCUAUCGCCCUGACAUGUUGCCUAUGCAAACUGCUAGAGAAAGUAAUCUGCAAAAGACUGCGAUGGUAUUUGGAGACCAAUAACCUACUAGGAAAAAAUCAAAAUGGGUUUAGACAGUAUCGUUCGACGAUGGACAACCUUGCAAUGUUAGAUAUAAACAUUUGCGAAGCCUUCCUUAGAAAACAACAUCUAAUAGCAAUAUGCUUAGACAUUGAGAAGGCUUACGACAUGCUUUGGAGACACCGAAUAAUACAACAACUUAUAAAGUGGAACAUAAGUGGAAGCAUGAUACAAUUUAUAUACAAUUUCCUAAAAAGCAGAUCUAUAUAUGUCCGUGUCAACGGCAAUUUAUCCAAGAAAGUUGAAAUCUUAAAUGGGGUACCGCAGGGAUCUGUACUAAGCGUAAUUUUAUUCUUGAUUGCAAUAAACGAUAUCGCUGAAGUCUUCUCUAAACCAGUUAAAUACACCAUAUUCGCUGACGACUGUACCUUCUUUAUAACCGGGAAAAGUCUAAGCACCAGUCAGCAAAUCCUUCAAGACAAUUUAGAUAGACUCCAAAAAUACGCCCUACAAACUGGAUUUAAAUUCUCAAAAAACAAAACCACCGUUACAGUUUUUUCAAAACAAAGAACAACACAAAACCACCAACUACAGCUACACUUAGGCCAGCACCAACUCUUGAUAACAAGCACUCCAAAAAUCCUCGGUCUAAUUUUUGAUAACAAAUACACUUGGACGCCAUUCCUUAAAAAGCUCAAAGAAAAAUGUGUCAAGAGAUUAAAUAUAUUGAAGGUCAUCGCUUCGAAAAACUGGGGGGCUGAAUUCCAAAUUCUAAUUAAUACAUAUAAGGCCUUAGUUCUGUCUAAACUAGAUUAUGGAUCAAUCGUCUACGAUUCUGCAAAACCACGCGUUCUAAAAUUAUUAGCACCUAUACAUAAUGCCGGAGCUAGAAUAGUCACUGGAGCUUUCCGAACGAGUCCGGUAAAUGCAAUUCUAUGUGAAGCUGGUCUAAUACCACUGGAAACUCGAAGAAAACAACUGAGCUUAUCGUAUGCAGCAACCAGAUUAUCAACGCCUUCAAAUCCUAUCUACGAGAAAUUAACUAACAUCGCCCAUUUCAAUGAAUUUAAGGAAAAACCCAAACUUCCGGAACCGUUAAAUAGUAGAGUCAAAACAUACUGGCAAGAACUAAAUAUGGAUACACCAAAAAUCAUAUCAAGAAUACAGUAUCAAAUUCCACCAUGGACGAUAGAUCCUCCUUCCAUACUCGAUAAAAUUCUGAAAGCAGGCAAACAAAUUAACCCAAACGUUCUCAAAAGUCUAUAUACUGAAUUAUCGAAUGAAUACCCGUACCAUACGCAAAUUUUCACUGAUGCUUCAAAAUCAGGACAGGGGACUGGAUGUGCGGUAUGCACUCCCGAACAUGAGAUCCUAUUCAGGCUCCCGGAAACAUUCACAAUAUUCACUAGUGAAGCGUUAGCUGUUCUACAAGCCUUGAAGUACAUAGAAGAAACAACACACAAUAAAUCCAUCAUUCUAACUGAUUCUAAAAGCGUCCUACUCGCCCUACAAAAUUUGGAAACAAACAACACUGUAAUCCAAAACAUUAUUGAAUUAAAUGAAACACUUAAGCGAGACAAAAGAGAAGUGUUAUAUUCCUGGAUCCCCUCCCAUAUUGGUAUUGAAGGUAAUGAAAAGGCUGAUACAGCAGCAAAACUGGCUAGCUCCAGUACAGCUAUAACGAAAUGUGAACAGGCAACUCAUCAAGACAUCCAAAAGCAUUGCACCAAGGCGCAAACGGAAGUGUGGAAUGAAGAAUGGAGAAAUAGCAGACCAACUAAGCUACAUAAAGUUCGAAAUAAUAUACAUGACUUCAAUCCGGCGCUACUACUAAAUAGAAAAGACCAAGCCAUUAAUUUACAAGAAAGUACAGAGAACACCGUGUUACAAGUUGAAAAUAUCAAACAGCAAGAAGAAAAGCUUGUUCCUUUCGACACACUUAUAGAUGGAAAGGAAAUUUCAAUAACGCCGACACUUGCCUUUACAAAGGCAGAUGGCAAAGAUUGCAAUGCUGUUACCGCUACUUCAUCAGCUCAGCGUUGUUUUGUAAUAUCACGUGGACAUGAAAUUAACGUUGAGAAGUUUAAAAAAUAUGCCAUACAAAUAGCAAGAAAAUUUGUUGAAUUAUAUCCAUGGUAUUGUAUGCCUAUUUUAAUUGACAAAAUUUUAAUCCAUGGACCAGCCAUCAUAGCUUCUACAUUAUUACACAUCGGACAGUUAUCUGAGGACGCCCAAGAAACAUUAAACAAAUACAUAAAACGUUUUCGUGAAGACUUUUCACGAAAAAUGUCGAGAAUGAAAACUGUGGAAGAUGUGUUCUUUCGGCUGUUAAUUGCAUCCGAUCCAUAUAUCUCCAGCUUAAGAAAAUUGCCACAAAUCCACUUACAAAUAAAACAAAACUAUUAA
Molecule: messenger RNA, 2706 nt
Organism: Colletes gigas
Lineage: Eukaryota; Metazoa; Arthropoda; Insecta; Hymenoptera; Colletidae
Exons: 3
Coding region: 1-2706 (901 amino acids)
Molecular function (GO): RNA-DNA hybrid ribonuclease activity; nucleic acid binding
Source: RefSeq, a predicted model, not a curated record